Messenger RNA from Cladocopium goreaui, 978 nucleotides. Lineage: Eukaryota; Dinophyceae; Suessiales; Symbiodiniaceae. The record is from the annotation of a GenBank genome assembly.
CUGAUCACUUGCUUCGUGCCAUAUUGGAUCGUCGCGAUGCUCUGAGGUAUGGAACUGGCCAGAAGCCGCCGUGGUUUGUUGACCUUUGUGGUCGGUGGCGAGCCCUUUGAGGUGCCCUGGCCCUUUCUGGCGCUUCAUUCGCCCCAGUGGGCGGAGAAGUUGGCGGAGGAACCAGCAGUGGCUAAACAAGCGAUCGAGCUGCAGGGGGAGGCCGAUUCAUUCCGUGCCUUCUUGAACUACUUGCAGGGUGCCGAAGGUCCAACUGGAGAUUUGAACCCUGGCAAUUUCAUGGCAGUGCUGGAGUGGGGCGAGGAGUUUGGAGUCGAGCACAUCCGUGGCCAGUGCGAGGCCUUCCUGUUGGAUCCCCGCUGUCGGGAGGCCAUCGAGCUUUCGCCUGAUGAGGUCUUGGAGAUUGCAGCGCGCUACAACAUGCCCAAGCUCUAUCGCAAAGCCGUAGAGAUCACCGGACAAGGCAUGCAGUACAUCCAGGUUCCAGCACAGGCGAGGAACACGCGAUUUGAGGCGGAGGAUCUGCGGGUGGAUGUCUUGAAAGAGCACCUGGCCAUGGGCAUGAUGUCUGCAGAUGGGGAGAUGCGAUGCCGACAUCGGGCUGCAGACCAGAUGAUGUCAGAGCCUCUGAAAUGGAUUCGCCGAUGGCAAGUUGGGCGCUGCCCGAUGCCCACGAACGCGCAAGAAUCAUGUGGAAGACCCGGCCGCGGUUUCAGAAACCCAAAGCUCCAGAGCCUGAUCAUGACUGGCGGUCGCUGCAUCUUGUUUGGCCUCAUCAUUCCUUGCGGGGUGAGGAUUGGACAGCCGUGGCACAUGAGAUGCAGCCCACACCAUACCGUCGAGCACGCCAAAGGAGACAGUCGAGCCGCGUAGAGAGUGAACUGAGUGAACUCGGAUCUCUAGAGACACCGCUCAACAAAAGUUGAUCUCUCUGAGAAUCAGGGACUCAGGGACUGCAGGUUCAAUAUG